AUGUGGACUACUAUCAUUAUCUUCCUCCUGCCAGUGGCCCUCGCCGCCGACCAGAGCUUCUUCUUCUUUAUCAACCAGACCGAAACCCUUUUCUCCGGCAUCUCCGCACAAUGCAAUCUAGCCCUGUCUGUUCCUAUCCCAGAGUGUCCGCAGGAGCUGCUCAACCUCCUCGGCAGUAGCGAGUUCUACACUGUUCAGAAUGAGACCAUGAUGGACAUCCUCUGCCGAGAGCCAUGCCCGCCGGCUCUUGAAACCUACCGGUCGAACGUGCAAGAGGCCUGUGCCAACGAUCCACAGCCCCGAGCUGGCUACCCGGCCACGUAUUGGGCGGAUGCGGUGUCCUCUGUGCAGACGCAAAUGUGCCUCAAGGACUCCACUACGGGCCAAUACUGUACCCAGUUCCUUGAGCAAACGCUGGGCGAUGCAGCCGACCCAACGGACCUGCUAGGAGGGUAUACCACAGAACAGCUGUGCUCAGAGUGUAUCGUCAAUCUUUUCCAGCACCAGCAGUCAACCCCCUACUCCAAUUACGACGUCGAGAUGUCAGAAGCCUGGGCUGAGAUUCAGGCCCGCUGCAACCUCGAGUACCCAACGGCCACACCGACUCUCGAGACCAAUGUGACAAGCCUAGGGAAUUACGCGCCGUCAGGCUAUGCCACAGCUGCCUGCGUCGGCAGCCGCACCUACGAGGUCGUCAGCGGCGACAACUGUGUUGAUAUCUCCAAGGCAAACCACGUGUCAACAGGGUCCCUUAUUACCCUAAACAGUCUGCGCAUGGAUUGCACGAACCUGCUACUUGGCCAAACCCUCUGCCUGCCACCGGAGUGCGACGACUAUGUUGUGCAGAGCGGCGACACCUGUAUUGAUAUCGCUGCCAAGUUCUCAGACGUCUCCUACCAGCAAAUUGUAGCCUGGAAUCCGACGAUCAACCCCUACUGUACGAAUCUCCUGGCCGACCAGAACAUCUGCGUCGGCCCGCCAGGUGGCGUAGCAAACUUCACCACCGUGCCCGGGGCCACGGCCACGCAGACAGAGCUCUACGCCACCGAGACCGCCACCAGACCGUCGCCAGUCGCGGAGGGAACGACUACCAGGUGUGGGAAAUACUACCUCGUGCAGCCAGGCGACUACUGCGAAAUUGUCGCUCUCAACCAAACAGUCUCACUCAACGUCUUCCUAGCCAUGAACCCGCAGAUCGACUCCUCAUGCAGCAACCUCCUCUCAGGAUUCAACUACUGUGUGCAGCCGACGCGCGACUUCAACACAACCACCACAUCGCCCGUCGUCCCGGCGCCAACCUCCACCCCACCGGGUACAACAACCGAGUGCUACGAAUGGUACAUUAUCCAAUCCGGCGACUACUGCGCCAAAGUGACAGACCAGUUCGGAAUCACCUUCGCGCAAUUCCAGGCCUGGAAUCCAGCGGUUGCGGACGACUGCUCGAAUCUCCUUCUUGAUGUCGCGUAUUGCGUCAAUGGUGCUCUUACGGUUGCGUCGACUCCCGCUGCGGCGGUGGCUUCUCGUCGGACUUUAGAUGCGAGAUUGGAACAGGACCGAGAUCUCUCUGGCAUGGUGAGGCCCCGAAGCGGCCCUGUCCAGACUCCAGCGCCGGAGUCCGCUGGCGGUGGUGUGGCGAUAGGUUGGCCUGGGGUGAACUCGCCCAGACUGAGGCAGCAGAUGGGAUUGGGAAUUGAUAUAUCCUAA
Molecule: messenger RNA, 1704 nt
Organism: Aspergillus mulundensis
Lineage: Eukaryota; Fungi; Ascomycota; Eurotiomycetes; Eurotiales; Aspergillaceae
Exons: 3
Coding region: 1-1704 (567 amino acids)
Source: RefSeq, a predicted model, not a curated record